This is a messenger RNA of Tetrapisispora phaffii CBS 4417, 255 nucleotides long. RefSeq lists its product as uncharacterized. The transcript has a single exon. Bases 1 to 255 code for a protein of 84 amino acids. The record is from RefSeq and is a predicted model, not a curated record. NCBI's taxonomy places the organism in Eukaryota, Fungi, Ascomycota, Saccharomycetes, Saccharomycetales, Saccharomycetaceae.
AUGGAAAGCAAUAACGAGAUGUCAUCAAAAAAAAGGUCCCUUACUAUCACUCCAGUUAGAAGAAAAGGUUUAACUAGUAAACACCAAGGUGAUGUCAACGGUGAUAACAAGAAGAGGAGUAUUCCUGGUUUUAAUCUAAUUGAGGAACAUGAGAAUGUGGACUGGAAGAAAAGAUGGAUUAUCCAGAAUCUUGAGUUACAAAGAGUCACUCAAUUGAAGACAUUUUUAGAAAUAGAGAAGAGUAUCAAUGACUGA